AUUCAGCCUAAUUGUUUGAAUUUGUUUCCACAGGUGCUGUGUAAUAUAGUGAGCAUACUAGGUUACGAUGGGUAUACGACGUGCACAAAACCAUUCAGAGGGGGAAAAAGCAGACUUGACGUACCUUGUGAUUUCAACACACAAAAUUGGUGUACGGUUCCUGGAUCUUACUACCCUUGGCGAGCUGUAAGGAGAUUUGUGUAUGAGAAUCAUGGCCUGAUGCGAAGAAUGUAUGGAGCUGAAAGGCACAUAUCUGUCUUGCGUUCAGAAAUAGAAUCAAAUGAUGUUGAGUACCAAAGCGAAAAAUGGAGCCAAGAAUCUAAUCUUAAACAUUAUAAAUUGAAAAAGGAAGAAUUUAAAACGACUCAUAAAACUACAACCCAAGCUCCAGUGACAAAUCGAACAUCAGCUCCGGAUAUAACAACUUCUACUGGUCCAGAAAGUACUACAGAGUCUGAUUUUACCACCACUGAUUUUGAUUUUGAAACUACAACUGAAUUUUUGACUACUACAAUGAAAACCGAGACUGAAUCAAAACCGCAAAUCUUUCAGGAUACUCUAGAAAAAUCUAGUACAACUACUGAGAAAGCUCAAUUAUUUUAUAGAACAAAAGGAGUGAAUGCAUGUCCUGUGAAAGAGGAAGUAGUCGCACCCUUUUGGGCGAACAAUACUAGAGGAGAAAUACUAGCAUUGCUGAACCUAUACCCGUUCGAACAAUAUGUUCAUUGGGAGAGGUGCACGUUUGAAAACAAACAAAUGUUCUGCAGAGAAGGAUGUCGUUGUGAGCAGCAGUACCGGUUACACAGAUUACUCGCAUAUGAUCCUUCAAACGAUUGCAGGGGCAUUUUUUCAGAUUGGUUUAAAUUUCCGUCUUGUUGUGUUUGUCGCUGCUAUGAUUUACCUAGUGAGUUUAGACUUACAUCUCGUUCACCAAGGAAAGACAACAGCAAUCAAAAUUGAUAAGAAAUUGAAUCAUAGAUAUGUGUAUUAAAUGAAUGUACAUUUUUUUUUAGUAAGGAAAAGAAAAUACUUAGAGAUGCCUAUCUCAUCAAUGCUACAUUUAAUAUUGCUUUAAAUAUUUAUUAAUAAAAACAAUAACUACAAAUAAAAAAAUAUCUUAAUCAUUGAAUUCGCUUUCAUAAAAAUACAAUAAUUACGUUUUUAACAUUUUAUGUCAUG
Nezara viridula (southern green stink bug) is the source of this 1179-nucleotide messenger RNA. NCBI's taxonomy places the organism in Eukaryota, Metazoa, Arthropoda, Insecta, Hemiptera, Pentatomidae. The record is from the annotation of a GenBank genome assembly.